This is a messenger RNA of Schizophyllum commune H4-8, 2068 nucleotides long. RefSeq lists its product as uncharacterized. The record is from RefSeq and is a predicted model, not a curated record. Gene Ontology annotation, cellular component: eukaryotic translation initiation factor 3 complex; cytoplasm. Gene Ontology annotation, molecular function: translation initiation factor activity. The transcript has 9 exons. Gene Ontology annotation, biological process: translational initiation. Lineage: Eukaryota; Fungi; Basidiomycota; Agaricomycetes; Agaricales; Schizophyllaceae. Bases 34 to 1878 code for a protein of 614 amino acids.
CGCCGAGAACGACGACGAACUCAAAAAUCCAUAAUGGCGCAAGCAAGAAUGGCCCUCUGGGCCGCCGAGGACAUGGAGGAAGACAUUCAGGACGUCGAUCUGUCGAUGGCGAUCGGCAACUACGGGCAGGGCGGAUACAACGAUGCGCACAUGUCGCAGCCCCAGAUCGAUGAGUCGACGCUGAUUGCGAUGCAGCAACAUAUGGCGCAGCAAGCGGCGUUCUCGCAGAUCCCGGACGUGGUGAAGGGCUUCAUCGUGCACUUCCACCAAGCCGUACUCGACAACAACCUUGCUGAGAUCACUGUCGCGUACGAGAGCGGAUGGAACAAGUACACUGAAAAGUUCUACGCGCGGUCAGAAUGGCCGGAGGCGGAGAUCAUUGCUCCCCUCGUCAACGAUGACCCCAUCUUCCUCAUCCUGUACCGUGAACUCUACUACCGCCACGUCUACUCGCGCCUCCAGCCCAACAUCGACGAUCGCUUCCAUUCAUACGAGAACAGCUGCGAACUCUUCAAUUACCUCCUCAACUCCGACGGCCCGGUCGAACUCCAGCUCCCCGAGCAAUGGCUAUGGGACAUCAUCGACGAGUUCAUCUACCAGUUCCAGGUCUUUUGCACCUGGCGAUCGAAGAUCAAGAACAAGUCCGAGGACGAGCUCAUGCUCCUUGCGGAGGGUGGACCACAAGUCUGGAGCUCGUACAGCGUGCUGAACGUACUCUACUCCCUCAUCCAAAAAUCCAAGAUCAACGAGUUCAUCGUCGCCACACGCGAGGGAAAGUCCCCCGAGGAGAUUGCGGAGAUCGUUGGCGAGUACGGCCAGAAGCCGCUCUACCGCAUGCUCGGAUACUUCAGCAUCGUCGGUCUGUUGCGCGUGCACGUCCUCCUCGGCGACUUCACGCUCGCGCUGAAGGUCAUGGACGACGUCGAGUUCAACCUGAAGACCCCCUUCACGCGCGUCACCGCAUGCCAUGUCACGACCUUCUACCACGUCGGCUUCUGCUACCUGAUGCUGCGCCGCUAUCCGGACGCCAUCCGCACCUUCGUCACCAUCCUCAACUUCAUCAUGCGCACACGGCAGUAUCACACCCGCAGCUACCAGUACGACCAGAUCAACAAGACGGCCGACCGUAUGUACGCCCUCUUCGCGAUCUGUAAUGCCCUCUCGCCGAGUCGGCUGGACGACAACAUCGCGAACACGUCGAAGGAGCGCUUUGGCGACCAGUUUGCCAAGAUGGCGCGCGGCGGACCCGACGCCCAGAGCGCCUUUGAGGAGCUAUUCCUCUUCGCCUGCCCCAAGUUCAUCACCGCCAACUCCCCGCCGUACGAUGACCCCGAGGCGCUCGCCGCCUACGUCGCCUCCACCGAGAGCUCCGAGCCGCUCCAGGCGGACCCGACCCGGCGACACCUCUCCCUCUUCCUCGCCGAUGCCGCCGCGCAGGGCACGGUGCCCACGCUGCGCAGCUUCCUCAAGCUGUACACGAGCGUCGGCGCGCCGAAGCUCGCGAACUUCCUCGACGCGGACGAGGAGGAGAUGGUGCAGGAGCUGAUGGUCAUGAAGCAGAGCUCGCGCAGCACGUCGCGCGUCGGGGGCGGCAGCCUGCUCGACGGGGAGACGAUCUCGACGAGCGAUCUGAACUUUGUGGUCGAUGAGAACAUGGUCCACAUCGCCGAGUCGACUGUCGGGCGGCGGUACGCCGGCUGGUUUAUCAAGAAUGCCGAGCGGACGCAGCGGAUACUGGACGAGCUCAAGAAGGCGCCGCUCGCGCCCUCCGCCGAGCAGCAGCAGCGCGCCGCACAGCAAACCCAGCAUCACGCAAAGACCGGCGGCCCAGCACCCAGCGGCGGGGCCAAGAAGGUCGCCUGGGGCGGGGCGAAGUAAGCACGUGAGCGUGACGUGUCACUGUUGAUGUACUACCUGCUGUACGUUCUCUGUUGUACUAUUCCUGCUAUAGCUAUCUGUGCGCCUGGUGUUAGCGGACGAGUGCUGAUGACUCGAGCGACUGUUGAGGUAAUGAGCGAGGAGAUGGAUCUGAUACAGGGGUGGCAUAUGCUUUCAUUGUGGACGGCGA